AUGCGUCAAAGCUACAGCUUGGUGCUUGUUGGCACCUUCCUGUGUGCUGCUGCACCUGUCUCGGCCACUAGCCUGCCGAGAGGUGUUGGCCCUGAAUUUGCCAAGUUCUUCGAGGCCAAGGAGACCUUCUCUUGCAUCGGCCACCCUGAGGUGAAGCUUAGCAUCAAGCAAGUCAACGACAACUCCUGCGACUGCCCCGAUGGCUCCGAUGAGCCCGGCACUGCGGCCUGUGCCUAUCUCGACCCCCUCUCCCCCCCGCAGCCCUUUGCCGGCUCCCUGACUGGUACCACCAACACCACCAAUGCCCUACCUGGCUUCUGGUGCGCCAACGGCGGCCACAUCGGCGCCUACGUCCCCUUCACAUUCGUCAACGACGGCCACUGCGACUACGACGUCUGCUGCGACGGCACCGAGGAGUACAGCGGUGUUGGAGGCGUCAAGUGCGAGAACAAGUGCGCCGAGAUCGGCAAGGAGUACCGCCGCAUCGAGGCCGCGCGCACCGACGCCAUCGACAAGGCGGCUAAGAGACGCAAGACGAUGGCCAAGGAGUCUCGCGAGCUUCGCCGCCGCGUCGAGGCCAAGGUCAACACCCUCAAGGACGAAGUCAAGGAUCUCGAGACCCGUAAAGAUGAGCUUGAACAGAAGCUUCACGAGAUCGAGCGUUCCGAGAAGGGCAAGGUCGUCAAGGGCGAGGGCUCUGGUGGAAAGCUCGGCACCUUGCUGAGCCUGGCUAAGACUCGCGUGACCGAGCUUCGCGAGACCCUCGAGGACGUCGUUGCCCACCGCGACGAGCUCCAGAACAAGGUUAAGGAGCUCGAGGGCAUUCUCAGCCGCUUCAAGGAGGAGUACAACCCCAACUUCAACGACGAGGGUGUCAAGCGCGCCGUCAAGGGCUGGGAGGACUACGCCGCCAACCUCGCCAACGAGGCACUUCCCGAUGGCCUGGAGGCCGAUAUCAAGGAGGUCCUUGUCGAGGACUCCGAGACCUCGGGCAUCAACUGGAAGGAGUUCGAGGAGGACGAGGUCUCCGACACCGACAUCCUCUACAACUUCGAGGCCUACCUCCCUGACGCAGUCCGCGAGUUCGUCCAUGGAAAGCUCCUCUCCCUACGGGUGUGGAUGAUCGAGAACGGCCUUAUCGCUGAUAACAACCAAGCCGGCGCCGAGUCUCGCCUCGUCAAGGCUGCCCGCGAGGCCUUCAACUCGGCCAACAGCGAUCUGUUGGACAAGAAGCGCCAGCUGGAGGCCGAGGAGAAGGACCUUGAGAAGGAUUACGGUAUCGACGAUAUCUUCCGUGUGCUGAAGAACAAGUGCGUCAGCACCGAGCUCGGCGAGUACGAGUACGAGCUUUGCUGGAUGGAUAAGACCAACCAGAAGUCUAAGAAGGGCGGCGGCAACACCAACAUGGGCAACUUCGUCCGUAUCGACAAGGAGAUGGCAGACGACGAGGAGCGCAUCGACGGCAAGAGCCUUGGCCAGGGCCUCCGUAUGGUCCUUCGCUACGAGAACGGCCAGGGUUGCUGGAAUGGCCCGCAGAGACGCACCGACGUCUGGCUCGCCUGCAGCGAGACGGAGGAGCUCUGGAAGGUCUCGGAGUCGGAGAAGUGCGUCUACAAGAUGGAGGUCGGUACACCCGCCGCCUGCGACGAGCUGCUUGAGCCUCCCAAGGCCAAGGGCAAGGAUGAGUUGUAG
This is a messenger RNA of Colletotrichum higginsianum IMI 349063, 1692 nucleotides long. RefSeq names its product Glucosidase II beta subunit-like protein. Gene Ontology annotation, cellular component: glucosidase II complex. The record is from RefSeq and is a predicted model, not a curated record. The transcript is spliced from 3 exons. Bases 1 to 1692 code for a protein of 563 amino acids. Gene Ontology annotation, biological process: N-glycan processing. Lineage: Eukaryota; Fungi; Ascomycota; Sordariomycetes; Glomerellales; Glomerellaceae.